AUGUCUUGUUUUUUCAUUCAGAAAGCUCAACAUGUUGCAAGGAGAAAAGGAAGAGUUGUUGAGGAGGAUAUAUCUAAUUAUGUAUAUUUGAAAGAAUUACUACUGUCCCUCCGUAUGAAAAUGACUUUAGAAUUAAAUACGAGCAGUUUAUCUUCUUCAUUGCGUCCUACCAAUGCUGUUAACAAUUUCAUUCCAUCAAAUAGCGCAGUCAGCAAGACCACAGGUAGUAGUAAUAGUCAUUCUCCAAGCAGUAACGAUUCCGGAUUUCAUGGAGAUCAUUCAUUGAAACAACAGCACCAGCCAAGUCAUGGUUCCAAAAGUAGAGCUAACAUCAAGCAUAAGCCAACUUAUGUCAGCGUAUUUGCUUCAGAUCCUGAUCCUUCCAGUCCUUUAUUCGAUGAAUUCGAUCGACAUUUUGCUGCCAAUCGGCCGAAUUUUCUGAAGGAUGCACUUCGUCUACCCUUACAAGAUAACGAAGAUAUACGAUCGCCUUCAUCUGCAAUAAGCGCUCCGUUGAUUGCUCCCUCGAGACAGUCAAUAUCACCACCAUAUGUCACUACCAGCAUGACAUCACAUUCUGAGUCGAAUCUUUAUGACAAAAGUUCAAGAUCGAGUAAUCUUAAUUCUGAACAAGUUCAACUUCCUUUUGAAACAAACACUUCUCCCAUAACCUCGGGUACCUCUCAAGUGCAGUUACAUAAUGAGUGCUACUUGUCGCCUUUCAGUACAACAUCCUUUUCAAAGAAGUUUGCGAAGGAUAUGAAUCGUCACUGCACACUAGCUGUUGAUGAUGAUAUUGAAGAUGAAUCACGUAAAAAUAGCAGUUGCUUGGUGGAAAAAAACAAGUCUGAAGCAUCACAGGUGCAGCUGUAUCCGAAAAUUAAUGAAAAUGAAUCAGGGGAAGAGAGAAUCAAGAGUGGUCUCAGUACUUCAAGCUUGAUUGUUGAGCCAGAAGCAACUUGUGCUACGCUUUCUAAGUCCAUGGAUCUUCCUACCACAGCAUUGUAUCAUUCUAAUGAAUCAUCACAUUUUGAUGAGAGCGAGAAAAAGUUAGAAAAUAGUACCGGGAAAGCGCUACACGAUAGCAGUACAAGCAUCGACAAUCAGCCACCUUUUCAUCAAAUGCUCAAAUUUAGUGCUGAACCUACACUGGUUGACGUCAAAUCGUCAUCUGUUUCAUCUGUUAGCUAUAUGUCUGAUCCUGAUUCACCUAUACAAUCAGAUAUCACACCUAAAAUAAUACCGGUAGUGGUACUUUGUCCAUCUAAAACUAUUCCACAAUUUGGUGAGGGAAGAUGCGAGACCAGUGUUGAAGAACCUCCCUUGCAAAUCUUAUCACGUGAUCUUGAAUUUGUAACAAAGCCGGGUAUUCUGCAGGUGAAUUCUGAUAAAUGCACCAGUUGUAAGGACUGCCAUGAUUCAGAUGCUGAGUUUAAUCGUGCGAUGAAGUCAAAAUCAGAUGUUAAUACGGAAACAGUUCGUUUCACAUCAUUUGUACCUACCACAAAAUUUAGACCGAGUUUGCCCCACUUAUCUAAUCAAUUGGCAAAUGCCGAUGAGGAAAGUAGCAGCAGCACCACCACUUUAUCUCCUGCGAAUUUCACACAGAUCACUAGUGCUGCUUCUAGAAUUACCAGAUUUUCUCGAGAUUCUGCUUACUUGCUGCCAGAAAAAUCAUUGGAAUCUCCGGCUAAUACUGCCAGUUUACAGAAGUUUGAGCCGCUGCCGUCUAAAAUGGACAGUUAUGAACAUAAAAAAACUGAUUCUUUGAAAGAAACUCCAAGUUCCGAGUCACUGAAAACAAUAACUAAAUCUAAUCGGUCUUCACUUGCACAGUCGACUAAUUUUUGUGCUGAAGAAUCAGCUAAUUUUAGCAAAACUUCUAUUUCUCUUGCAAGGAAUAGCAGGUCAUCUAUUUUUGAGCAUUCUCCUCCAGAUUUAACUUUAUCCGAGAAGACACUUUCUUUUACAUCCAAAAAUUCUGAUUCAUCAGAUUUUGAAAAAUCGAAAUAUCAGCAGAGUAGUGAUAGAAUGAUUCCCACUACAACAAGGUCCAAUGAAAAGUCUGAAAAGUCUAUGGUGUCGUUCAUCUCACGUCGUGCGAGAGAUAGUGAAAAAUCGGUUCCGUUCAGUCAACUCAUUGAAAAGCUUUGUCAAUAUCAGUUUACAAAAGCCGACAAUGGUGUGAUUCCAAAACCGAAACCUAUUCAACACACUACUAGCAGUAAUGUUUCGGUUGUAAAGGAAACCAAAGCAGGGAAAGUUAGCUUCUUGAAAGGAACUUCAGUGAAUUCCAUCACUGCACCAGCAAAAAGUAUUCACGCUUUCAUUGAGAGAAAGUCUCCUACCGCUGAAACGUCUCGAAGCAAAUUUGGGGCAAUCCAAGGAAAUUUUAAUGCUUCUUCUAAGGCAGGCACUCCGUUUGCGAAAGCGAAAGCAACUUUUGAAAAGGAUGCAGGACUUGAAACAGCUAUCUCUUCUGGUGUUGACAAAGAAAUUUGUACUGAUAUUGAAAGGAAUGUUGAAACAGAGGAUUCAACGAAUAUUGAGGUAGCGACAUUGAAGCAAAAGGAUUUACCAGAAAAAUCGUUGUCUGUGAGAGAAAAGGAUUCAGAAGCAAUUGAGCAUUCAUUGUUAUCAAAGGAGAAUACGGUUACGAAAAUUAGUAUGAAGGAUAUCAAAAAUAAUCCAAUCCAGGAAUGCUAUUCUCAACGAAAAUCUCUUUCUACGAAUUUACGAUCAACAGGCAUUUCGGAGGCACGUGAAGAAAAGUUAGACAAAGAAAAUGGUUUUGUUAACAUUAGAAACGAAGAUGUGGAAAAAGUAAUUCAGCAAAAAUGUAUUGCUAAGGAAACGAAUUACAGAAAUCAAGCGACUCGUCAAGAAGCAGUGUCUGUAAAAAGUACCGCUGGAGGACUUGACUUUUCGAGGUUUGAGGAUAUCACCGCAGAUGAUGUGAUCGGAAGGCCACUUGAAGCUGAUGAAGCUGAACAUGUGGCACUCCAGACGUUUCGAGAGGUCACCUCAGGUGACGAAUUACACAGUCGUUGUCAACCAUCUGAAUCGGAAGUAAGACAUAAUUUCCAAAUUUCUUUGAGUAAUGAGAUAGUUGAGAUUUUUCAAAUUUUUCUAAAAUUCUGUUAUUACAAUUGUGUGUUAUUGUUCAGGAAACAUCAUCCUGAAUUUCAGUUGUUGGAAUGUAAAAAUUUGCUGCAUGACAAAUUUGUCGAUUACGAGAUUUUCAAAGUAAUACUGAAAAGAUCGGCAAGUAAUCCGGAAGGUUCAGUUGGUGUUACUUUAAGUUCAGCAGCAUCCGGUGACCGUUAUAUUUCUGUGAGUUUUAUUGAAGGUAUUGUGCAACGGGUGAUAUCAGGUAGUAUCGCGGAUCGUAGCGAUCUAAUUGAAAAAGGUGAUCGUGUUUUUUUUGUGCAAGGCCAUUCAACAAAACAGAUGUCAGCGGCAGAUGCGAGAAUUUUAAUUAAGCAAAAAACUGAACAUGUAGUCUUCGUACUUGGACGGUUGAAAUCGAAAUUGCUUGAUGCAUCGGUCGAACCAACAAAAUUUAUGUCUGGUGGUAAAACUAUUUUAAUCGGUCACUGUGUACAAAAAAUUACUGCCGAUCCCAAUCUCUUCAACUAUUCAACAGAUGUUGAGGAAGUAGUACUUACCAAAGGGAACCUUGGUGUUGGCUUAGCACUUGACGGUGGACGCGGUUCCAUGUUUGGGGAUCGACCAAUCGUUAUUAAACGAGUUUUUGAGGGUGGUUCUGCAGCACGAAGUGGCCGUAUAAAAGUUGGAGACCAGGUGACUACAAUUGAUGGAAUUGAUAUUAGGGGCAUGAGUUAUUUAGAAGCAACGAAAACUCUCCGCUCACGACCUGAAGGACCACUGAAGUUUGCCGUACUUCAUCGUUUGUAA
Thelazia callipaeda (thelaziosis nematode) is the source of this 3918-nucleotide messenger RNA. The record is from the annotation of a GenBank genome assembly. NCBI's taxonomy places the organism in Eukaryota, Metazoa, Nematoda, Chromadorea, Rhabditida, Thelaziidae.